AUGAUCGUAGAUUUUGCGUGGAAUCCGGAGGCUACACGCACAAAGACUCCCGAUCCUAAUCUGCGCUUUCCGGGACUAGCCCUUAGGAGUAUCUGUGUGUUCAAUGGCUUGCCCUUUCUUUCCUCUGGGGGUCGGCAGUGGAUCAAGGCACAGACAGGGGAAGAUGUGGAUUUGAACCAAUAUCAGCCCCCCAAGCGGAUCUCGUCUCUUCGUCCCACGACCACUCGCGCUAUACACCUGCCGAGCAAAAGUCUUCUUUUUCAACGCUUCCAAGAGUACAAAUCGUCUAUCUUUUCGGAGAUAUUCCCCUUCAUCAACCCGCAGUUUUUCGAGGACACAGUUCGGGAGGCUUACCGAGAGCAAUCUUCCUUAACUUGUAGUAAUGACAGUGCCAAGGCAUGCAUCUUUGCAUUCAUGGCUGUGACUUCUAUGUUCUUCAAUUCUACUGAUAAUCAUGGAAUUCUUGACUCAGAUUGUUAUGCUCACGCGGCUUAUGAUCUAGUGCCAGGGUUCUUUCGGGACUCUGUAACAAUGGAAGGCUUACAGGCGUUACUUAUGCUGUGCCUCUACAGUGAGUCUGUUCUCGGCGACCAGCUGGGUGUGGAACUACUAUUCGCAACUGCAACUCGAUUUGUCUUCCACCUUGGUGGCCAUAUCUUCCCUAAAGCAGUGGAUGUUGAUGAGUUCAGCCGCAGAUCUUUAGACCUGCGACUGCAUAUUCGGAAUCUGUUCUGGCUCUGCUACAUAUUUAACCAGGAGUACAGUCUGCGGACGGGUCUUCCUCCUAGUCUUGACGACGCGCACUGCGACCUCACACUUUGUGAAACUGCUACCACAGAUGCUCAGAAUAUCGGGCUGUCGAGACUGUACUCUGUCGUAGCUCAAAACAAAACGGAUGCCGAACUACUAUCCACCAUUCGUGAUCUUGAUCAGCUUUUGGAAGACUGGAAACUCUCAAUUCCUAUGGAUGUACGACCAUCCCUUACACAUCGUCCGACAGGUGUAAGUGGACGCUGUAUGUCAUGGACCCAGGACACGCGUGGCCUCGGCUCCAGUCUCGCCAUAAGUGUGGAGGCAAGCCGAUCACUGCUGAAGAUAGUGUCGCAUUCUGAGCUUCAGAUUCACCGCUAUAACCUUCUUUUCUGCCUUCCUUAUGUUACCGCCGCGAUGAUCCACCUCUUCUGUGACAUCCUCAUCCACCCUCGUGAUAAGGCCUGUCAUGCUAACCUUGAAUUAAUUGACAUGGCUCGGGACCGCAUGCUGGCGCAGCUAUGGCCACAGGCUCCUACUUCUUUCAAGAUGCAGGUCCAGUUCGUGAAGGGUCUCAGUAUUGAAGUACAACGCCUUGCGCGCAGUGCAAUUCGGAAAGCGGCAGUUUAA
This is a messenger RNA of Aspergillus oryzae RIB40, 1380 nucleotides long. RefSeq names its product fungal specific transcription factor domain-containing protein. The transcript has 5 exons. Lineage: Eukaryota; Fungi; Ascomycota; Eurotiomycetes; Eurotiales; Aspergillaceae. Bases 1 to 1380 code for a protein of 459 amino acids. The record is from RefSeq and is a predicted model, not a curated record. Gene Ontology annotation, biological process: DNA-templated transcription. Gene Ontology annotation, molecular function: DNA binding; zinc ion binding.